Molecule: messenger RNA, 345 nt
Organism: Vicia faba (fava bean)
Lineage: Eukaryota; Viridiplantae; Streptophyta; Magnoliopsida; Fabales; Fabaceae
Source: the annotation of a GenBank genome assembly
AUGCUGCACCAUCAAACUCAAAACCACCACCACAAUUACCAAGUACUUUUCGUCGGAAACUCCUCACUCGGUUUCGACGGUGGUGGAUCAAACAACAUGUGGUCUGAGCAGCAGCGGCAUCAAGAAGAACAUGAUAAUAGCCGAUUGCAUAGAAUGAUGGCUUGGAAUGCUAAUGCUAAUAUUAAUGUUAAUGUUGCAGAUGGUGGUAACAGUGGCCAUGGUGCUGGAUUCGUGUUCAGCACCCCCGCGCCAUCUUUCGGCGGUUUUGGCCAACCCAUCGCGUUCUUCCGUCUUUGUACCAACUCAGCAACAGCUCCAUCUAUCUCCACGGGUCUUUCUCUCUAG